GUUCUAUAAGUCUUCAGUCACACUACCGUGGUGCAAAGCAUAGAAAGAAAGAGAAAGCCCUGAGACGCAAGACUGUCUAUUUAUCUUUUGAACCUCUCAGCCUUUUUGAACCAAGUUGAUCAAGGGUUCCUGAAAAUACACAUCUGCAUGGGGAAGAGUGAUGGUGUCAGUCCUUCAAUUGGGGGAAGUGCUGCAGGCUGAGCUCAUCACUUACUGGACCCUGAAGAAUCCACACAAGAGAAAUAUUUAGAAAAGCACUGGUCAGAGUCCAUUUUCUAAGAGACUGGGCUUCAUUAGCUGCUCUUGUGGUUUGGUGUUGAAAAGAGAGUAUCACUGCGAGAUGUAUCAUUCAAGUGUGUGAACAAUUAUGAGAUGUUUUGCCUCAACAGACAUGAGUACCAUGUGCAGAUCUCUUAGAAAUACUGGCAAUGAAGCUUCUUGACAGAAUUUCUGCAGCAGUUCUGAAAACGUAUAGAUCUCCUCAAAAUCCAGUGGAUUUGAGCAGUCCAAAAUUGUAUUUAUACCUCAGCAAAAACAACAGCUUUGUUUGGCUAUGGGCUAGUGUUUUUAGUGGAAGACAAUUUCUAGAGAACUCUUUGUAUUUCUUGUCAGAAAAGAUCAUUCAAGGUAAUACUUGUUAACUGAAGAGGUUCUUGCUUCAAGACCAUAAAAUCUUGGUUUGGAGGAGUAGUGUAAAGGAUGCAUGGGACAGAGAGAGACUUGAAUAAGAGAACAGAAGGUGUGGCAACAAGACUGUAAAAAGAAUGGUGGAAUACAGGAGCCAGUUUCAAAGACCUACAACUUUAGAAAACAGUACUGCUUAAUGUACUACAAGCUCACCAUUCCAUGGAGAAUUCAGGCUAAGAGUGUAUGUUCAUUAUAAACACUGCAUAACUGGAAAUGUAAUGGGUUAGAAUCUUUCAACUGUGGUGUAUCUUAUGGAAUAUAUCAAUAUAUAUGCAGAACUUCUCGAAACUUUCCCAUGGAUGUAUUACCAAUUACACAUAAAAAUCUCCCUCAAGAGCCAGCAGAUGCAGGAAAUUCAUUGUACUGUCACUGGGAAAGAAGAAUAAAUUCUGAAUUUGCUUGGGCUUUGUUUUUUCAUUUUAAAUAGUUGAUUAAUUUUUUUUUUUACAGUUUGCAGACACAUAUUGUAAGCAUGGAGAAAAAUUAUACUGCAUUUGUGGAGUUAGUGCUGCUGGAUCUGCAGUCUGGUUCUAAUGUUCAUAUCAAAUACCCCAGUGUGAGUGAAAUGUGGCAGCAUGUUCACAGAGCUGGGGUUCAAAGAGCCAGGAACAAAAAUGUAUGGAUGUUGUCAAAGUGAAGGAUGAGUUUUCUUGGAAAUCACUUGGGACAAAACCUGACAGGUGUCUGAAAUGUGAACUGUCUAAAGAAGAAGGUACUUCAGAGGAUGAGGUUUGACAUACUUUAAAUGUUUUAUACCAACAUCUGCAAUUUCUUCCUUGCUGCAGAAUUAAAUAAAAGUUCCUUUGUCAGUAGGAAGAAUACCACCAGUGCUGCUGUCAUUUGUAAAUCAAAAUCAAAGACAAAUGAUUUGGGUUAUGACUGUUUUCAAAUGGGACGUGUCAUGUACAGUAUCUUCUCUGAGCUCAUCAGAAGUAGCUGUUCAUAGUCUGGAAGUGAUGAGCGUGAGUAACCUGACUGUUUAACUUAACUAACUUGCAAAGCCAAGGAGAUUGUACAAUCAGGAAAUGCAUCUGAUUCCAGAUGACUGUGUUUGGAGGACUACCACUUUCUGUAGGAAAGGCAUCUGGAUACCAUUCACUAGGAAUGUUUGUGCAUUACAAAUACGUGUAUAGAUGUAAAAGGUGGAGAAUGAAGAAACAUGUUCGGCACCGUGUCAUUGACUAUUGAAAGGGAUUUUUUUGUUCAUAUAGGUCCUCAAGCUCCACUGCAAACGCCGAUGAAGUAUGAAACUCAGAGACCAGUGAGGAGAGGACUCACAAAGGACAUAACCUGUCUGAAGGACUUUAUGAAUGAUCCCAAAAGAGAAGAACCUCUAGUUGGUUUAGAACAUGUAGUUGAAAUCAGAUUUGAAGGAAGAAAAGAGCCUCAUUAUGAGUGCAAGCUGUGUGGGUUUAAUACAGAGAUGGCACCUAUGAUAGAACAUCUUAGUGGAUAUAAGCACAGAAGAGCAUACAUUUCUAAAGAAUUUCCAGGUAAAAUGAAGAGAGAGACUACAGAUGUAAAAGAAUGCAAAGUCUCAUUUCUCAGACGGAUAGCAGGAGAGCUAGAGAAGACUGAAGGACUAAAAAUGUAUAAGAUUGAAGGUUACAUAAGACCAAGUACCUCACCCCCAUCAAAGAAGAAGGCAAGGUGGGAGGAUGAUUAUAAGCAUGAGAAUGAUCCUGUUCGGAAACAGAAAGCUCUAGAAUUCUUGGAGACUUUUCACAUCACCUCAGAUUCAGAAGCAACACUUGUUGUUCAUAUUACACAGGAACUCACAGAAGCUUUGAAGGCCUUUUGUGAAAAGAAAGCAGCAGUUAAUUAUACUAAUAGUCUGAGGCCGCUGAUGUCAAUAUCUCAGGAUGAAUUUCCAGGAAGGAAAAGCAUCCCAAAACACUAUAAGCCAUAUGGAAAAUCCAAAGGAAAUCCUAACUGGAAUCAAGGUUUUUUGUCUCAGUAUGAAGAGUGUUCUGCAGAUGCUUCUUUGGCUUCUGCUAACUCAUACAGUUACCAAACAGAUGAUGGAUCCUCUUCCUAUGGACUGAGAUCUAAUGACUUUGCAACGAUGUCUGCACUCAGGGACUCUUUUGCUCUUCAGACUGGAAGUCCUGCCAGUGGUCUCAGUGAAUGGCUGAGACAGUUCAGUCGUUCUGCUUCUGGCAAUAAUUCAGCUGGUGGGGCCUCUUCCUAUGAGACAAGUCCAGUGAGUGAGUACUCGGCAGAAUAUAUGUCCAGUGAUGUGCGAGGCAGUAAGCUCCCUGAUAACAGAAUCUCAUAUGGUAGGGAAAGUACAAAUUGGGGGAAUCAACAAGCGUGUACAAAAGCGAGGCGUAUGAGUGAUCAAGGAUUACCCUAUGCCAAUUCUUCUGCCUCUUAUCCUUCAACUGGAAGAUACUCCACAAACUAUCCUUUGCAAAGCUAUUCCUCUUACAAGAAUGAUGAGUCUGUGAAUACUUGUACAUCUUCUGCAGAUUCUGCUGUUUCAGGGAGAGGUGGCUCCAGGUGGAAUGCGGACUCUGGCUGGAGCCAGAGCUCUGGCUGGAGCCAGGAGUCUAGCUGGAGCCAGGAAGCUAGGUGUCGCGGAUUCAGGCAUCAGAAGUCAGACUACAAGAGUGAUUGGAGUUCACAUCAGUACUCGUUUUCUGGCAGUGGUUCGUACAGAGAUUACCAGCAAUUCGGAAGCUCGGAUAAGAUAUUUGAUGAAGAUGCUGUUGGUCUUACUCCCAACAUUUUGAAUAGACUACGAGGAAAGGAUAUAGCUACAGUGACCAGGAUGCUCAAACAGCUGGCUCCAUAUUAUCCAGCACUUCAAAAACUAAAUAUUCAGACAUUAGUCAAUGUGCUAGUAGAAACUAGAGGAAAAAAUUAAGGAGCAACAACAGCUGAACUGGAAACAGAUGAACAGAUUCGAGAAUCUCCAUCUCGGCUUUCAGGAAAGAGACUGAAUUUAAUUUUGUGUUGUACUGGUUCUGGAAGGGGAAAGGGAGGUAGGGUUUAAUUUUUUAACAUGAAAUAUAGCUGGAACACAAACUUGCACAUAACGGAGGUGAACAUACUAUUUUGUUUAGGCUUUUUUAAUGUAUUUGUUAUAUCUUAGUAUAUUACAGAAGAAGAUCUUUUGUUAUUUUUUGAAAAUAUGUUAAUGUUGUUUUGUCAGCAAAAAGCUAGUAACCCUUUUAACACCCUUCCCAAUUCAGAAAAAAAGAAAGGUUUAAUUUUUUGUUAUCUACUUAAGAAAAAUAUUCACUGAAAUUACAAGUCAAUUGAUUGGAGGCUUUAUAAUUAGCAUAUUAUUAGAAAUUGAUACACUACAUUUCUGUUUAGACAAAGAAAGGAGAGUGUCACAGCAAAGGUAUCCGCUGUCUCAGUGUGAUAAGAAAAAUGUAAUCUGUUCCACGGGAUUGGUAUGUAAUGGGGCAUAUUACUUGCUUUCAUUUUUCAGAGUAAAGAGACAUGAAAUACAUGCAGAUUUUUUUUUUUAUCAUGUUGUUCAGAAUGAAAUGGUAACAAAUCAAUUUAAAAACUCAUUUGAUGGACUGAUCCAUACUAAGAUAAAAAUUCUUCAUUCUUCCUACUGGCGAAAGCAGACUAAGAAAUAGUAGAACCUGUAAGGCAAUCAGAUAAAAUAAUAGGGAAAAAUAAAUAAUCACAAUGAUAUACUAA
This is a messenger RNA of Tyto alba (common barn owl), 4350 nucleotides long. RefSeq lists its product as uncharacterized. Gene Ontology annotation, cellular component: precatalytic spliceosome. Bases 1847 to 3556 code for a protein of 569 amino acids. Lineage: Eukaryota; Metazoa; Chordata; Aves; Strigiformes; Tytonidae. The record is from RefSeq and is a predicted model, not a curated record. Gene Ontology annotation, molecular function: single-stranded RNA binding; zinc ion binding; double-stranded RNA binding. The transcript is spliced from 16 exons.